AGAGAGAGAGGCGCUACCUGCUAUUGGAGGAGCACCUGGGAUUGAUGAGGCGCGGCGGCCAAUGAGACUGCGCGGAUCGGAUGAACGGGCUCCAGUUAAAGGGGGCGUAAGCGGAGAUAGAGCCAGUCCACGGAGAAACAGGGACCCUCCGCGAGAAAAACACACACACACACACACACACUUUACACAAUCACACUUUUUGUGUUCCUGCGAGCCAGGGAGACGAUGCUCCAACUGAAGCCUCGCUCUGCGCAGGAGACCCUGACAGUAAGAUUAUCAUUUAAAGCCUUAAGUUUUUAGAGGAAAAGCAUCAUUUUCAAGAAGAGAGGACACAAGAAAACUCUUCGUUUUCUUUUCAUUGGAUUUUUUUUCCUCAUUUAUUUUUGGCCACCAGUCAGGUAGUAGAAGUCAAUUUUGUCCGUUAAGUUUUGGUUGUUUUUGAAGAUGAGCGGAGCUGCGAUGGUGUUUUUAGAGCUGGACUCGUUGCCUGCCAGCAUCAUUUGAUUUUUCUCCCCGUUGUAUAUUCAAGCUUUGAGUUGCCUAAAAGAAAAAUAAAAACUAGAAGAUUUUUGCCUGUGAGAUAAUGUUACUGGAUGCUGGCCACCAGUUCCCCGGACUGGGAGUGGGCUCGUUCGCCAGGCAUCACUCAGCAGCGAGCGAAAUGCAGGACAGAGACUUGAGUUUGGCUCAGAACAGCUUUGUGGACUCCGCGCACAUGGGCGCCUUUAAGCUGAACCACGACCUGUCCCCGGGACAGAGCUCUGCCUUCAGCACGCAGGCCCCCGGCUACCCCGCGGCGGCUCUAGGGGCCCACGCCGCCCAUGUCACGUCGUACGCCGGCUCCCCUUUCAACUCCACCAGGGACUUUCUGUUUCGCAGCCGCGGCUUCGGAGAAUCCUCUCCGGCAAGCGGCCAGCACGCUAUUUUUGGCCCCACGGCGGGGUCCCUGCACCACUCCCACACAGACACUCAGAGCCACAUUCUGUUCCCCGGGAUCCACGAGCAGCACGCCUCCCAUGCCUCCCCCAACGUCCUGAACGGCCAGAUGAGACUCGGGCUGCCCGGGGAGGUGUUCGGACGCACCGAGCAGUACCACCAGGUCUCCAGCCCGAGGACCGACCCGUACUCGGCCGCGCAGCUGCACAACCAGUACGGCUCCAUGAAUAUGAACAUGGGGAUGAACAUGGCAGCCCACCACCACCACCACCACCAUCACCCGGGCGCCUUCUUCCGCUACAUGAGGCAGCAGUGCAUCAAGCAGGAGCUCAUCUGCAAGUGGAUCGACCCGGAGCAGCUGAGCAACCCCAAGAAGUGCUGCAACAAAACUUUCAGCACCAUGCACGAGCUCGUCACGCACGUCUCGGUGGAGCACGUCGGCGGGCCGGAGCAGACCAACCACAUCUGCUUCUGGGAGGACUGCGCCCGGGAGAGCAAGCCGUUCAAGGCGAAAUACAAACUGGUGAACCACAUUCGGGUGCACACCGGGGAGAAGCCGUUCCCCUGCCCGUUCCCCGGCUGCGGGAAAGUCUUCGCCCGGUCGGAAAACUUAAAGAUCCACAAGAGGACGCACACAGGAGAGAAACCAUUCCAGUGUGAGUUUGAGGGCUGCGACAGAAGAUUUGCAAACAGCAGUGACCGGAAGAAGCACAUGCACGUCCACACGUCGGACAAGCCUUAUCUGUGCAAAAUGUGCGACAAGUCCUACACACAUCCCAGCUCUCUACGAAAACAUAUGAAGGUCCACGAAUCCACCCCACCAGCGUCAGACUCCUCACCAGCUGCCAGCUCCGGCUAUGAGUCCUCCACACCCCCGGGCCUUGUGUCCCCCACCACGGAGACCCAAAGCAACACCACCCUGUCCCCGGCCUCCGCCGUGCACAACCCCACCAGCCACAGUGGCCUGUCCUCCAAUUUCAGUGAGUGGUAUGUGUAAAGGACUCUCAUCUCACAACCAUUCCACAGGAAACAGGAAGAGGCACACAAAACAUUUUGAUUUUUGUUAUUAUUAUUAUUAUUAUUAAUCCACCAGGGACAGGUGAUCAACAGGAGAAAUGUGUUUAAUAUCGGAGGUGUUUCAUGUUGUAAAUAGUCCUGAAAAGUCCACAUUGGUUGUGCCAGUUUUGUCAGUCUUUGGUGUAUAGAUGUUCCUGCAGGUAGCUCUCUCCUCUUAACUGGAAUUUUAGUGCACAUAUUACCAUGAAUUUGUACCAUACUGUUGAAUAUUGUGAUGCUAUAAGGCAAACUGAUUGUACUAUAACAUCUAUAAACUGGAAAGAGUGCCAAAGUUAACAUUUAAAACUCCCCACAAACCACAAUAAUUAUGAUUGUGAAUGUAUUUUUCCCCCUCUAGCUGGGCUCAACUUGUGAUGUUUAAUUUUUUUAAAUUUUAUUUUCAUUUUUUCGUGCUUUGCAAGUUUUCAAAUUGUGAUAUGAUCUGGAAGAUUGUGAGGACAAUAAACAGUCGUGGCGUUCUUUAUUUUUUAGCCAAUUUUCUUUCUGUAACACACUUCCUUUUUGUAUGUGUGUGUGUGCGAGUGUGUGUAAAUAUCAGCUGCCAUAUUUAUCCCAUUUGUAAUUAAAUUAUGGUAUUUACUUGCUACAGAUGACACAGUAUUUAUAAAGAAUGUUUCUUUGACUAUAAAUAUGUACAAUGACAAGCUGGGGCAUUGGGGGCAGUUGUUCCGUUUUGUGCUUUUAUUUGUAUUUUUUGUUAAAAGUUUUAAGAGGUGUUUUCUUCAUUAUUGUGAUAAGAAUUUUACUGCAUACAAAUAUAAUAAAAGGUGUUGCAAGUGCUA
Molecule: messenger RNA, 2795 nt
Organism: Austrofundulus limnaeus
Lineage: Eukaryota; Metazoa; Chordata; Actinopteri; Cyprinodontiformes; Rivulidae
Gene: ptprjb.2
Product: zic family member 2 (odd-paired homolog, Drosophila), a
Exons: 3
Coding region: 584-1933 (449 amino acids)
Biological process (GO): regulation of transcription by RNA polymerase II
Cellular component (GO): nucleus
Molecular function (GO): DNA-binding transcription factor activity, RNA polymerase II-specific; RNA polymerase II cis-regulatory region sequence-specific DNA binding
Source: RefSeq, a predicted model, not a curated record